Geodia barretti is the source of this 1485-nucleotide messenger RNA. NCBI's taxonomy places the organism in Eukaryota, Metazoa, Porifera, Demospongiae, Tetractinellida, Geodiidae. The record is from the annotation of a GenBank genome assembly.
AUGUCGAAGACGAAGCUCAAGGGCCUGUCGACCGACGCGAAGCCGCUCGUGAUGCUCGCCGAGGUCAACCAGGCGCUGACCGUCGGGAGGACGCCGCGCGAGGGCCUGCAACGGGCGCUGGAGAUCCUCGAUCACGACUACGGCGUGAUCCGCAGCGCGGUCGUCCUCGCCGACGCGAACUCGGGGCGCCUGCGGGUGGAAAACUCCGCCGGCGUGCCCGACGAAGGCAGACAUGCCGAAUGGGAGAUGGGCGAGGGGAUCACGGGCCGCGUCGUCGCCAGCGGCAAGCCCGUGGUCAUUCCCCAGAUCAGCCAGGAGCCGGCUUUCCUGCACCGGACCGGCCGCCGGCCCCAGGGCGCGCGCUCCGAGAUCACCUUCAUGUGCGUGCCGAUCCCCGGGGCGCGCAAGGCGCUGGGCUCGCUCAACAUCGAUUUUCCGUUCGAACGGGCGCGCCAGUACGACCGCGACCUGCACGUCUGUCGCGUGGUGGCCAGCAUGUUCGGGCAGGCGAUCCGCCUGAAGGAGGCGGCCGAGGUCGAACGCCAGCACCUCCUGGCCGAGAACACGCACCUGAAGGCGGAGCUGAAGGAACGCUACGACUUCUCCCAGAUCAUCGGGACCAGCGGACCGAUGCGGCAGGUGUACGAGCAGAUCGCGCAGGUCACCGGCACGAAUACCACGGUGCUGGUCCGCGGCGAGUCCGGCACCGGCAAGGAGCUGCAUCGCGCACGCCAUCCACUACAACUCCCGCGCGCCAAGAAGCCGUUCAUCAAGGUGAGCUGUGCCGCUCUGCCCGAUUCCCUGAUCGAGGCCGAGCUCUUCGGCCACGAGAAGGGCGCGUUCACCGGCGCCGCGGCGCGCAAGAAGGGACGCUUCGAGCUGGCCGACGGAGGCACGCUGUUCCUCGACGAGAUCGGCGACAUCAACCUGUCCACGCAGGUCAAGCUGCUGCGCGUGCUGCAGGAGAAGGAGUUCGAGAGGCUCGGCGGCGUGACGCCCGUCAAGACCAACGUGCGCCUGAUCGCAGCCACCAACGCCGACCUCGAGAAGGCCAUCGCCGCCGGAACCUUCCGUGAGGAUCUGCACUACCGCGUCAACGUUUUCACGAUCUUCUACUCCGUCGAGCACGGCAAGAGCGUCAAGCGAAUCUCGACGCCGGCCAUCGACAUGCUGAUGGCGUACCACUGGCCGGGCAACGUCCGCGAGCUCGAAAACAGCAUCGAACGGGCCCUGCUCGUCUGCGACGGCAGCGUCAUCCACGGCCACCACCUGCCGCCGAGUCUGCAGACCAGCGAGGCCACGGGCACGGUGACCCGCGUCGCGCUGUCCGAUGCGGUCGGCGCCUACGAGAAGGACCUGAUCCAGGACGCGUUGAAGACCACGCGCGGGAACCGGGUCAAGGCGGCAAGGCUCCUCGAUUCGACCGAGCGCAUCAUCAGCUACAAGGUCAAGAAGUACGAGAUCGAUUGCCGACGAUUUCGGUAA